GCUCCCCUGUCCCCUGGCGCCGCUGAAAACGAGCAGCCCCCUCUUUCCCAUUGCCGCCGCCGCCGCCACUGCCACCGCUCGCCAUGGCCCCGCCGCGGAAGAAGAUCUCCAGUCAGUCCGCUCCUACCACCAUACUCGCCCUCAGCGACGACCUCCUGCGCGAGGUGUUCCUCCGCCUCCCCUCCCUCCCGACCCUCGUCCGCGCCGCUUUCGCCUGCCCCGCUUUCCUCCGCGCCGUUCGUUCGUCCCCCGCCUUCCGCCGCCGCUUCCGCGACCUCCACUCGCCCACCAUCCUCGGCGCAUUCCUCGUCGACGACGAGCCCACCACGCCCACCUUCGCGCCCGUGCGCCUCCGCGGCCGCCGCUCCGACCCGGACCACGCCGCCGCCCUCCGCGGCCUCGAUGUCUUCCUUACCCGUCUCCCCGAUGCUAUCGACGUCAAAAAGGACGACGCCGAGACCGAGGACGCCGAAGACGAAGACGAAGAUGUCCAAGAUGAAGAAGAUGACGACGACGAAGACGAAGGGUGGUCAAUGUUGGGGUGCCGCGAUGGGUAUGUCCUUCUCGUCACGCCGCGAUGCAACACCAAGAAGGUGGCCGUCUACGAUCCCCUCGCAGGAGCCCUGCAUCUCUUCCCCGGCCCGCCCGAUGAGGUGUUCAGCGGGGACCCCGAAUACACUGAAGCUGAGUUCCACAUGAUCCCCUCCGAAGCCGACGACCGGUCGUUCCGGGUGCUCUGCGUCCCCAAAGAAGACGGGGGAAAGCAGAUCGCUGUCUUCUCACCGGACACCAUGGAGUGGAAGAUUUCCCCAACACCGUGGAGCCUCCAGGAUGCUGACAAUGUAGAGCUAGUGAGGAACGGGCUUGUUUACUGGGCAUCUUCAGACCAAGACGAAGACCAAGACGACGACCACUAUAUCCCUGUGCUGCACACUUCAACGCUGCAAUUCUCUCAAACCCAUCUGCCGAUUGGGCCUUCCGGUGUCUUAGGUGAGACCAACGAUGGGAAGCUCUGUUUGGCUCGCGUGCAUUACGAUAACCUUGAGCUUAUGGUUUGGGUCCUGAGGGCCGGUCGUGACGGCGUCGACAAAUGGAGGAAGGACAGGACAUUUGAGAUCGUGGAUGUGACGGAUAAGCUCGCUCUCAACAUUGUAGACGAGUGCCCUUCGCUGUCGUGGCUAUUGUGGGUGGCGUCGUGUAUCUGACUAUUCACCAGAAGGAGCCUCCUAACUGGCUCCUAUCCUUCUGCAUUGAAACAAGGGAGCUACAGAAGCUCUGCCAGAUCACUAGAUCCGAGUUCUGCUAUCCCUACAUCAUGGCGUGGCCUCCCUCUUUGGUACGCAACAAGGCGGGAGCAGCUUAGUCCAUCACCUCUCAAAAUAAAUAAAUCACAGGUAACUAAGUUUGGCAAGAGCUACCAGAUGCGGUAAUGUACUAUGACACUCAAAAUGUAUUCUGCCAACAUGGAUUAGCUGAGGCUCCUUCCUUAUGUGUUUGUACUCUGUAUAUUUUUUUUGUUAAUUGGUGAUUGGUGAUGAGUGAUGACAUCUUGUGCCAUGGCUAUAUAGAUUUCGUCUUGGUUAGAUUUGCUCACUAUUUCAGACUACUCUUGAUAUUAUAGUUUAUGAUGGAUCCAUAGUUUAUUUUUUGCAAAAUUGAAUUCUGGAUUUAUAGUAAGUUAAGUUCUCAUGCUAUAAUGAGUUUAUAAAAAUAUAGGUCAGAAAUUUUUGUUUAUACUUAAGCGAGACUGAUAUGUUGCUAGGUUUAACCAUACUAUUGGUCAGAUCACCCCGGCUGGGGAGCAGUGUAUAUCGAACCAUAGUUUUGGUGAUAACCAUAUAUAUGUGAACUACUGAUUGCUAAGCCUUGCAUGCAUUUCAUAACUGCAAAAGAAAUUUGAGCUCAAGUAAUUCAGGAAAAAUACAAUAAGAAACAAAUAAAUAGGGUACAAGACUACAAGAGUAAUAAUAAGAAAAUGCCACUAGCUAAUUAAAGUUUUCGGAUACAUGUGUGUGUCGCAAUGUUUGAAUCACUCGAGCGGAGAAGAUGUGACUUUGACCAUGAUAGCGAGUGUGCAUUCAAGACCAUCAGGUUCCCGAAAAUAUUAUCUUCUGUUCCUGAUAUAAUUGAUUCCGCUGGUACAAAUUUGCUCUAAAUCGCAAAAAACAGUCGUGAGGGCAAUCGGAUGCUGAAUAUGGAACCAAACAAAUUUAAUUUUGAUAUGUAAACAAUAAAUUAUCUAAGACGUUAGGCACCUCAGUUCUUAUGAGAUUUAGUGUUUGAGAUGCUGCGGGGAAUAUAUCAGGGUCAUGUACAUCUCUGAAAAAUAUAAUAAAGACUUAUCGUUUGGAGUUCAGAACUAUUGCGGUGCUGUCCUACAAAUGAUGUCAGACUUUCUUGUUAAUUCGGUGUGUAUGUAAGAGCUAAACUGAAAUGUAGUAACAGAUCCGGAGUGUUUUGUCGCAGCAGACUGUCCUGAGUCACAUAUCCGAAUUUGCAAACUGCAGUGUAUAAAUGCCAACAAAGGUUUGUGUGUUACUACUCUGAAUAUGGGUGUCUUGUUGCUCACUUGACUGAAUAAAGUUCAGAGAUGAAGGUUACUUGAAGGACACUGUUCCGAAAUCAGAAAACAAGUAAACUUCAGUUAUAGUUCCAGUCAGCAGUAGUUGUACCUCGGUACCACAUCUCAGUUUACACUUGACAACUAAUUCUCAGAGAGUCCUGUAGCAUAUGUUCAGGUUUGAGAUAAAAGAAGUGUGUCCAGGACACGUGCAUGCAAUUUUUAGGAAACCGCAAUUGUCUCCAGUACUAGAACUACAUUGCAAUUUUUUCAGAGAAAGGAAACUGUCGAGAUGCAAUGACCUUGUUAGUUUGGGCUUUGUUCAGUGUAUGACACUAGUACUGUAACAUAUAUUCAGUUUUCGACAAUGGAACUUGGAUCCACGACACCUUCAGGCCACCCAGGUUCAGAGUAGUUCGUCUAUCAGUGAACAUGUAGUCGCGGGUGUUGUGAGCGUUUAGUAUGGCAUCAGAACUAUACUAGGCAUGUCCUGUACUUUUACUCGUAGCUCCAGGUUCACAACUAGCAUCACUUUUCUGUAACCUGUAGUUCUGGAGAGGCAAAUUAAUACUUCACCACGAUCAAUAUAACAUGUACUGCUCGGUUCACUCACAUGAGUUACCUAGCAGGUAAUUUCCUCUACUUUACAGUAGCAUCUAGCUGGACCUACUUAACUAUUUUCUUCCACAUUCGCACUAGAAAUCCGCAUGACCAUUGUCAAAUAAAUACUACUGUCACGGUAGCAUAUCUUCAGGUUCCAGUAGAUGAACUAGCCCAUUAAACCAUCAGGUUACACCUAAGAUAGAUAAGCUAGCUUGGCUGAUGUUUGAAAUUUAAUUAUUACAUUCAUGUUAUAAUAUUCCUAAAGACUUAAAACUAUUUUUACCAGUGAGAUAUUAGAUGAGACUAUUCCGGCAUUUAAAAUGAUCAACUCAGUGGCUUCACUAUGUUGGUUCAGAUUUAGAAUCAUGCAGAAUGAAAGAACCAUAGGUGACAAGGACCUUCAGUUUAACACAUUUAGAACCAAGAAAAACGGAUUGUUUAGUUUUACUCCAAGUUGGAUAUCUGAAUGGUACGCUAGUGAACGGCUCUGUUUAUUGGACAUUACCCAGCGGGGCCAACAUCCGCGUGCUGAACAUGGCCACGCUGCAAUUCUCUCAAAUCGAGCCGCCGCUGCAUACUGAAGGGCAAGAUGAAUUUAAGCCUGGCGAGACCAAAGAUGGGCAGCUCUGUCUGGUUUGUGCAGUUAAACUCAUGCUUGUUGUCUGGGUCCGGAGACCCGACAACAACAACGGUGAGGACAGAUGGGCGCUGGAUAAGACAUUUUCGCUGCAGGAUGAUACACAUAACAUCUCUCGGUAUGGUCUGGAUGAUGAUGUUUCGCUCCAUAUUGUGGCAAUUAUUGGUGGAUUUGUUUAUUUCUCCACCUUCUGUGAGAGGCGUCCAAAUUCUUGUCACUUCAUGUGCUUCUGCCUUGAAACAGAGGAGCUGAGUAAGCUCUGCACUGUCGUCACCCACUCCAAUAUUUCCUAUCCCUACAUCAUGGUGUACCCUCCUUCAUUGGUAUGCAACAAGGUGAACCCUCAACUCGAAGGGGCUUGACUAGGCGGAAGAAGAAAACUUGAAACAGAGAAUGUUAUUUCUACUAUGUAUGUUGUUUUCUCACUUUAGAAUUAAUAAACCAAGAUCUCCUAGUGUUAUUGGCAACCUUUAGUCAUUUGUGUAACCUCGUCAUCUAUCACUAAUAGCUGACAUGAUAUUGCUUUCUGUAGCUAGAAAAUGGCUAAAGUUUUUCUUUUGUGCUUGGAAAAAGUAUUCUAUGUGAUUGGCAAUAUUUCCUGAAUGGCAAACAGGACGGUUCCCAUUUACUCUUUUA
Molecule: messenger RNA, 4436 nt
Organism: Lolium perenne
Lineage: Eukaryota; Viridiplantae; Streptophyta; Magnoliopsida; Poales; Poaceae
Source: RefSeq, a predicted model, not a curated record